Messenger RNA from Macrobrachium nipponense, 2665 nucleotides. Its product is annotated as NAD-dependent protein deacetylase sirtuin-2-like. The transcript has 9 exons. NCBI's taxonomy places the organism in Eukaryota, Metazoa, Arthropoda, Malacostraca, Decapoda, Palaemonidae. The record is from RefSeq and is a predicted model, not a curated record. The coding region runs from base 62 to 1357 and encodes 431 amino acids. Gene Ontology annotation, molecular function: histone deacetylase activity, NAD-dependent; NAD+ binding. Gene Ontology annotation, cellular component: nucleus.
CAUAUAUACACACACACAAACACACGCACACACCAUUUAAAAAGAAAAAAAAGGAGAAUCUAUGCAAUAUACCGAAGGAAACACCACCCGCCCUUGCAGUCGUAACGUCGUCCGAGUGAGUAAUUAUCGUUGGUUAAAGAUGGCUGAUUCUUCUUCUUCGAGUAAGCCAGAGGUCAAGCCUUCUGCUGAACAGGGCGCUGCGUCAGGAGCUGGUGCUAGUGAUGAAGGCUCAUCGUCGAAGAAGGAAGAAGCUGAAGGAAUCCAGUGUGAAGGUGCUAUUGGAGGUGCUAUAGGGGCAGGGCGAAAGACGCGUGCCGCCGCCGAUAGCGAUGAGGAGGACGGCGAUGCCGGGUACGAGGACGAGGAUGACGAUGACGGUGCUUACGAUGACGAGGAAGAUAAAGAGGGUUUCAUGAAGAUGCUUCAAAAUUUCCUCAUGACCAAACUGCACAUUGGCGGAGCAGAAGAUGCGCCAAAGGUGCUAGACGAAGUAACCGUAGAUGGCAUUGUGAAGUAUAUUCAGAGUGGCCAGUGCAAGAACAUCAUAACAAUGGCUGGCGCUGGGAUCUCAACAUCAGCAGGUAUUCCUGAUUUCCGAACGCCAGGCUCUGGCCUUUACAGCAACUUGGAGAAGUAUAACCUUCCAUGCCCAGAAGCAAUUUUUGACAUCGAAUACUUCAAGAGCAACCCUAAACCAUUCUUCGUGCUUGCCAAAGAAUUAUAUCCAGGCGCCUUCAAUCCUACACCCUCUCAUUGGUUUAUUCGCCUGCUUCAUGAAAAAGGUCUCCUUCUGAGACAUUACACACAGAAUGUAGAUACACUGGAGCAUGUGGCUGGCCUCCCUGCGGAAAAGAUUGUUGAAGCCCAUGGCACAUUUAGAACAUCACAUUGCUUGCAUUGCCGUAAGGAAUACAGUCAGGAGUGGAUGAAAGAUGAAAUCUUCAAAGACAACAUCCCAACAUGCUUGGACUGCAGUGGAGUCGUGAAGCCUGACAUUGUCUUUUUCCGAGAGAGUUUGCCUCCCCGAUUCUUCAUGUUGACGCAAGUCGAUUUCCCAAAGUGUGAUCUUUUGAUCAUCCUAGGGACAUCCCUUACAGUUCAGCCUUUCGCCUCUCUCAUUGACAAUGUACCGUCUACGUGUCCAAGGCUCCUUGUCAAUCGGGAGAAGGCAGGAUCGCUGGAUCCCAUGAUGGCCUUGUUGCAGGGAAUGGGAGGUGGAGGUGGCCUUGCUCUAGAUUCUGCCCGGAAUACUCGCGAUGUGGCUUUGCUAGGAGACUGUGAUGAUGGAUGCUGCAAACUCGCUGAACUUCUUGGUUGGAAGGAAGACCUACAAGGCUUCUUGACCAGCAAGAAGUAAAUCCUGGUACCAUCUGUGAUAUUGUUAAGUCAUCAAUCGGUGCAUGUUUUGUAUCCAGUCUGUACGGAAGUGCUGUGUGGGAUUCAUGUACCCGCUGGAACAGUUUUAGUGUUAAGCAUGAAAUGAAACUUAUUGGGCAUUAUGUAUUGCCCCAGAGAACCAUUGAAAACACAUUGGAAGUAGGACUGUUACACAUCAAAAGAGAGCUGCGUUGUUCUUUUUCCGUUGUACAAGAAACAAGUUGUUAUUGUUGCCAUGAAGCCAAAGUGAUUUUAAAAACAUUCCCAGGACUUAAACAGAGUACGAUGCUGUUGUAAAGGAUCAAAGACCAUACUUCAGGGAAGAAAUUAGUGAAAGAGAAGUACUGUGAGAAAAAGCUGCAUAAACAGGAAAAAUGAAGAGAAGGUAUGAAUUAGAGACUGUAGCUUUGCUAUUUCCUUUUGAGCAUUUUUAUUUUGCACUAAAUAUGUACUGUUAUAUGUACUAUCAUUAUAAAUUUUUUCUGGUGUUGGGUAUGGAGAAAUAUAUCCUAUGAGACUAGCUUCUAAUGAUGCUUAUGGCCUUAGAAAUGAAUCUUUGGGGGGAAAAAAAAUCAGCUCUUAGACCAAUUGUAUUUGAAUUUUUACUCUGCUACAUUUUCUUUGGCUAACUUUUUUGUGAUUUUGCUUGAGAAUUUUGUAUUACUGCAGUUUAUCAGUACUGUUUCAUAUAGUAUCGUAGUGUAACUCACAGUUUCUGUAAUACUUAGGUAGAAUUAAGUUUCUAUAGUAUGUUUCUCCAAGACUUUUGUUACCUAUGCACUGUAGCGGUGAGUCCAGCUGUUCUCUCCAAGUCCGUGUAGUGAUGGUAGAAAUUGUCACUUAUUACCUACCACUUAAUAACAUCGUCGAAUGAUUAAUUUUUUAAGAAUUUGCAGAUUUAACAUGAUACUCUUGAUAUAGGCAUUGUAUUGUGAUGUGUGAUAUCAUUUUCAAAGAGUAGGUAAUUCUGCAGCUUUGAGUUUACUUUCUUCAUAAGAUUCAUUAUUCUGAAAAGGUAGUCUGUACUAAUCAAAUCAAAAUAGACUACAGGACAGUGCUGUUGGAUUACAUUAUUUACUAUUGAUGCUAUGUGCAGUUAUUUGUAAGAGAUUAUGUAUUGUGUUCAUUUUUGUGUGUAACAGGCUCUCUCUCUCUCUCUCUCUCUCUCUCUCUCUCUCUCUCUGUCUGUCUGUCUGUCUAUGAGCUUCUCUAUGUAUUUUCAAUUAAUUCUGAUAUACUCUGUGUGUGAAUAACUCUCUCUCUCUCUCUCUCUCUCUCUCUCUCUCUC